Racocetra persica is the source of this 750-nucleotide messenger RNA. The record is from the annotation of a GenBank genome assembly. Lineage: Eukaryota; Fungi; Glomeromycota; Glomeromycetes; Diversisporales; Gigasporaceae.
AUGAAAGAAAAUUCGACAAAGACUUCUUACUAUACUUUCACCGAAAAACAACGUGCGGAAUCUGCUUCAAAACAGGACAUCCUAAUUCAUAUUGCCAAAUACUGUCAGCAACCCAUUAGAAAAAAUGACCAUUUCAUAUUAAAUGACUUUGAAGUAAUCAACCUCGAUAAUGUAAAGAAAUAUUAUAAAGAAAUAUUACUUUGCAAAACAUAUUACCAUACCCAAUUCGAAGAAUUAGAAAUUAAUGAUCCAAAAGCAGAAGAAUAUUACAAAAAAGAAGGAAUUAAUAAACUAACCGAAUGCAACUUCUGUUGCAAACCAAUUAGAAAAAGACAAGGCUACAAACUCUGGAACACAGGACAAUAUAUGUGUUGUCUAGAAGAAAUGAUAGCAUUCAUGGUCUAUGCAGAAAUAACUGACAGACCAACAUACCACACUCACCAAAGAAUCUACCAUAGAACAAGAUAUGGUGUAUAUGCAAGUAAAAGUAUCAAUGAAUCAAAAAUUUAUAGCCUAAUUGCCUUAAUUAAAGAAGAAAAAACUUUACUCGAUAAGAAAGGAAUUCUUAAACAAUAUAAUCACAAAACAAUACUUUUACAAGAAAAAAAAAAUGAACCAAUCACUGACCAAGAUAUAAUCUUGGAACCUGAAGAAAUUAAUAAUAAAGAACAAGAUCAAGUCAUAGCAGAUAUUGCUACUCAAAAUCUAGACUAUGAUUAUAAACCCAAAGAACUAGAUGCCAAGAAAUGA